Molecule: messenger RNA, 4749 nt
Organism: Pieris napi
Lineage: Eukaryota; Metazoa; Arthropoda; Insecta; Lepidoptera; Pieridae
Exons: 27
Coding region: 107-4663 (1518 amino acids)
Molecular function (GO): monooxygenase activity; iron ion binding; oxidoreductase activity, acting on paired donors, with incorporation or reduction of molecular oxygen
Source: RefSeq, a predicted model, not a curated record
UGUAAUAAUGUUGGCUUAUCAGGUAUUCGUUUAUAAAUUCUCACAUAGGCGAUGAGUUCCUUUGUCUGUCUCAAUCUUUAUUUUUAUUCGUAAUUAAAUCUUUGCAAUGUUCGCUAUCUAUAUGUGGCUAUUUUUAGUAAUUAUACUGCUCAUUGCUUUGAAUCAGUUAAUGAAAAAUGAAAGUUUUGAUAAAAUUCCUGGACCUCGUGGGAUUUUCUUAUUUCAAAAUACCUUAGAUUUUCUUACGGAUUCAGCUGUAACAUUCCGAUAUUUUUCGACGUUAUGUAAUAAAUAUAAAAAAAUAUUUCGAGUGAAAUUGGGAUUUAGGAAAAUUGUUAUUGUUUACAAUCCUGAAGACGUUGAGAUUCUAAUAUCUGGGACCAAGUAUAAUAAAAAAGGAUAUUUGUACGGUUUCAUUCAGCCAUGGCUUCAAGAUGGCUUGCUUUUGAGCGAUGGAGAAAAGUGGCAUGAGCGGCGGAAAAUUUUAACACCAGCUUUCCAUUUUAACAUUCUGCGCAGCUUCAACACAAUUCUGGUUGAAAACUCCGCGAAACUUGUGCAUCGAAUCAAACUCGAAACAGAGAAGCCCCAAACUGAUAUUAUGGAUAUAGUAACUGAUUUUACAAUUAAAUCUAUAUGUGAAACUGCAAUGGGAACCAAGUUAGAUGAAGAAACAUCAGAGUUCGGCAAAACUUACAAAAAUGCAAUACACGAAUUGGGAUCAAUUGUUUGCCAUCGAGCCCAAAGGGUUUGGUUGUAUUCUAAUUUCGUAUUUCGAUUCUCACAUUUUGGAAAAAGUCAAGAAAGAAUUCUAGACAUGACUAGUUCAUUUAGAAACAAGGUUAUUGAAAAACGUAGAGAAGAUUUCGUUGAUAUGAAAAAAAAAAUUGAUGAAUAUGAUGAAGACCAAAAUGUUUAUGGGAAAAAGAGAUUAGCUAUGUUAGAUAUAUUAUUACAAGCUGAGAAAAAUGGCACUAUUAAUACUAAUGGUAUAAAUGAAGAAGUGGACACUUUUAUGUUUGAGGGCCACGACACCACAGCUACAGCACUUCAAUAUACUUUUAUGAUUUUGGCAAACCAUCAAGAUAUUCAGAACAAAAUUGUAGAAGAAACGAAUCAAAUUCUCAGCUACGACCAAUUUCCGACCAUAAAUGAUUUAGCACAAAUGAAAUAUUUGGAAUGUUGCAUUAAAGAGAGUUUAAGAAUGUUUCCACCAGUUUUUUUCAUUUCUAGGAGAAUUGAGAAACCACUUAAGUUAGCUACUUUUGAAUGCCCAGCUGGUACAGAUGUGAACAUAAUGAUUCGAGAACUACACCUAAACUGUCAACAGUUUAGAGAACCUUUUGAAUUUAUACCAGAAAGAUUUAUGAAGAAACCAACAUGGCACCAGUACGCUUACAUCCCAUUUAGUGCUGGACCAAGGAAUUGUAUUGGUCAAAAAUUUGCUAUGAUGGAGAUGAAAAUUGCUUUAUCUACGGUGCUACGACGUUAUAGAGUCCUACCGAUUACGAAACCAGACGACAUAAUCUAUCUUGCCGAUUUUAUACUCCGCCCUAAGGAGCCUAUUUUAGUCAAAUUUGAAACACGAACCAAAAUGUUUUUAUCUGUGUAUUUCAUUCUUGGAAUAUUAUGUGUUUUGCAUAUAUUAUUUAAUUACAAUAAAACAGCAAAGAUGAUGAGAAAAAUUCCAGGAUUUCGAUUUAAUUUUAUAGUUGGGAACGCAUUAGAAAUAUUAGUGUCGCCAGAGGAAUUAUUCGCUAAGGCGAGAGUUUGGGCAUCACAAUUUCAGGGCAUAUAUGGAUUUUAUGUUUAUCCAAACAGUUGUAUUAAUAUAUACAAUGCAGAAGAUGCAAAAAUCGUACUUUCUUCUUUCAAAUAUCAUCAGAAAAGUAUGAUUUACACGUUAUUGAGACCUUGGCUACAAAAUGGACUUCUCGUUAGCAAAGGAGCACAGUGGCAAGAACGCAGAAAAAUUCUUACACCAACAUUCCAUUUUAAUAUCUUAAAAAGAUACUACCCUGCUAUGGUGGACAGUACGGCACGUCUUUUGGAAGUAUUAGAUAAAACAAAUGAAAAAUCAACGGAUAUACCACCUGUCAUAUCGGAAUUUACUUUGACAACCAUUUGCGAAACUGCGAUGGGAACAAAGCUAAACGAGGACGCUGGCGGAAAAAUGUACAAAGACGCUAUCCACGAUAUAAAAAAUGUACUGUUUCAAAGAUUCGUUUACAUACCACUUGCUAUAGAUUUCAUAUUUCGUUUAACGCCUUUAUACAAACGCCAUACAAAAUCUCUAUCCACCAUUCAUAACUUUACUCAGAACGUAAUAAAAAAUAGAAAGGAAAAGCUUAAAGAUAUUUCAGAAACGAAUGUUGUAAAUGACGAAACUGAUAAAGAUUUACACUAUGGGAAAAUCCGGACAGCAUUUUUAGACUUCUUAAUAUCAGCACAAAAGGAUGGGUUAACAGAUGAUGUUGGUAUUCAAGAAGAAGUAGACACUUUUAUGUUCGAAGGUCACGAUACCGUAUCAUCUGCCAUAACGUUUUGCCUACUGUUGUUAGCAGAGAAUAAAGCUAUACAGAACAGAGUAGUAGAUGAACUGCAAACAAUAUUUAUUGGAGACACAAGAACCGCUACAUUGGAAGAUAUAUCGUCAAUGCAUUAUCUCGAAUGCUGCAUCAAAGAAAGCAUGAGGUUGUAUCCACCAGUGCCAUUUAUCAGUCGAAAACUACCAGAAGCCGUCACUUUAAGUAACUACGUCGUGCCCAAAGGAUCGAUGUGCCACAUACAUAUCUUUGACCUCCAUCGGCAAGAAAGUUUAUUCGAGAAUUCCUUAAAAUUUGAUCCAGACCGCUUCCUGCCGGAAAACAGUGUGGGUAGGCACCCCUACGCCUAUAUCGCGUUUAGUGCUGGCCCAAGAAAUUGUAUUGGCCAAAAAUUUGCCAUGAUGGAAAUGAAGUUAGUUUUAUCAUCCAUACUUAGAAGAUUUGAACUUAAUCCCGUCACGAAAUGUGAAGAUUUGAAGUUUACAGCUGAUAUAAUCUUGAAGAAUUCAGAACCGAUAAAGAUGAAGUUCAUCCGAAGGCUUGGCAUGAAAAUAGGAUCUAAAUUUGAUGAUGUAUCGCGUUCAACGAACGGUGUUCUCGAUGUAAAAAAAAUGAUUACAAUUAUAGUAUUCACAUUAGUGUUGAUAUUAUGUUUAGUGGAAGUGUUCGUUAAUUUGAAUGAAAACGCUAGAACUAUAAAGAAAAUUCCAGGCUUCAAAGAUGUCUUUUUCUUUGGAAAUUCCACUGCUGCUUUUGGAAUGGAUUCAGUCGGCUUGUUCAAGUUAGCCAGGGAUUGUGCUAAAAAAUUCAAUGGAAUUUUUAGAUUUUACAGUUUAUCCAUAGCAGCAGUUCAUGUUUAUAAUCCCAGUGACGCCGAGAUUAUCAUGUCAACUAUGAAGCAUCGUGAGAAAAGUAUUAUUUAUAAAUUUUUUAAACUGUGGCUUCAUGACGGUUUAUUAGUAAGCAAAGGAUCAAAAUGGCAAGAACGAAGAAAAAUUCUUACAUCAGCAUUUCAUUUCAACAUUUUACGCAAAUAUUUUCUCAUAAUUGAAGAAAACAGCCAGAAGCUGGUGAAUGUAAUGGAAGAAAACAGUGGGGAAUCCAUCAAUAUCGUUCCAAUAUUGAGCGAAUACACCCUUAAUUCUAUAAGUGAAAGUGCAAUGGGGGUAGAGCUUGACAAAGAUCCCAUGUAUUCAGGUCUUACUUAUAAGACCGCAGUAUACGAAACUAUUAAAAUUUUUGUUCAUCGUUUCAUUCGAAUUUACCUCUAUCCAGACUUUUUGUUUAACCUGAGUCCUGCUGGCAUCAAACAGGCGCGAUAUUUAUCGAUAAUUCAUACGUUUAUCAAAAAUGUUAUUAAUAAAAGGAAACAAAAUUUUCAAAAUAAUGAAAUAGAAAGCGACACCUUAGCUGACAAUGAUAAUUACGUUUAUAAGAAGAAAAGACGUGCAGCAAUGUUAGAUUUGCUGAUCUCGGCUGAAAAGGAAGGACUUAUUAACGAUGAUGGGAUUUUAGAAGAAGUUAACACUUUCAUGUUUGAGGGCCAUGAUACAACAGCGGCCGGUUUGACAUUUUGUUUAUUGACAUUAGCUGAGAAUCAAGAUGUUCAGGAAAAAGUUUAUCAAGAAUUGCAAAGUAUAUUUAACGGAAGGGAAGAUGUUACUUUAGAAGAUUUAACAAUGAUGAAUUAUUUGGAGCGAUGCAUAAAAGAAAGUAUGCGAUUGUACCCGCCUGUUCCGUUUAUUAGUCGCACUUUGAGUGAAACAGUUAAAUUGAGUAACUACACAGUACCUGUGGGAACUAUGUGUCACAUUCAGAUAUACGACAUGCAUCGCCAGGAAAGCUUAUUUAAGAACGCUGAAAAAUACGAUCCUGACCGUUUUCUGCCUGAAAAUAGUGUUGGACGACAUCCUUACUCGUAUAUCCCCUUCAGUGCAGGACCGAGAAAUUGUAUAGGUCAAAAGUUCGCAAUGAUGGAAAUGAAGUCAGCACUAUCAGCCUUACUGAAAAAUUACAAGCUGUUACCAGUUACAACGUCGAAAGAUCUUGAGUUUAUAGCUGAUUUAGUUUUACGAAAUUCAAAACCUAUAUACCUUAAAUUUAUUAAACGACAUUGAUGAUUAAACAUAUUGCUAUAGAUUAUUUAUAUUAGAUUGUUUAAACCUUAGUUUUUUAGUAUUUAAAUAAAAUAUCGGAUUAUUAA